Aspergillus homomorphus CBS 101889 is the source of this 250-nucleotide messenger RNA. RefSeq lists its product as uncharacterized. Lineage: Eukaryota; Fungi; Ascomycota; Eurotiomycetes; Eurotiales; Aspergillaceae. The record is from RefSeq and is a predicted model, not a curated record. The coding region runs from base 18 to 245 and encodes 75 amino acids. The transcript has a single exon.
UGCUGUUAUAUAGUAGGAUGGUUGGUUUGAUGGCUGGUUUGAUGGUGUCACCACUACGAACGGCCCUUUUAUUUACGAGGUCAAACUGCCUACGACUCCCUCCCCUUAACUAUGUCAUCGUGGACGAAGCGUGGAGGUCGGAUCUGGCCCAGCGAGGGUCGGUUCCAGAAUUCUGGGCACUCGAGCCCCAUCGGAUGAUCCCCGUGGAGCUUCGGACAAGGUUAGGCGGCACCUACGCUGCGUAGCCGAU